This is a messenger RNA of Echinops telfairi (small Madagascar hedgehog), 8018 nucleotides long. It is a transcript of the gene CACNB4, whose product is annotated as calcium voltage-gated channel auxiliary subunit beta 4. The transcript has 13 exons. Gene Ontology annotation, cellular component: voltage-gated calcium channel complex. Gene Ontology annotation, biological process: chemical synaptic transmission; regulation of voltage-gated calcium channel activity; neuromuscular junction development. Bases 185 to 1645 code for a protein of 486 amino acids. Gene Ontology annotation, molecular function: protein binding; high voltage-gated calcium channel activity. NCBI's taxonomy places the organism in Eukaryota, Metazoa, Chordata, Mammalia, Afrosoricida, Tenrecidae. The record is from RefSeq and is a predicted model, not a curated record.
AUGCCAGGGCUGGACUGCCUCUGGGGAUAACCUCACCCCCCUGUGAUGUGAAUGAAUCCACAGGACUUGAUAAGGCAGGCGCAGUUCCUCCCAACAAGCCUUUUCUGUCUUUGACUCUAGCUGUGGUUUCUGUAGCAAUUUUGGUUUUGCCUUGGAAAGAGGCACUCUGGAUUAUCAGACCUCCAUGUAUGACAAUUUGUACCUGCAUGGAAUUGAAGACUCGGAGGCUGGCUCAGCGGAUUCGUACACAAGUAGGCCAUCUGACUCCGAUGUCUCGUUGGAGGAGGACCGGGAAGCCAUCCGACAGGAGCGAGAACAGCAAGCAGCCAUCCAGCUUGAGAGAGCAAAGUCCAAACCUGUAGCAUUUGCUGUGAAAACGAACGUGAGCUACUGUGGUGCCCUGGACGAGGAUGUGCCUGUUCCGAGCACGGCCAUCUCCUUUGAUGCCAAGGACUUUCUACACAUUAAAGAGAAAUAUAACAAUGAUUGGUGGAUAGGGAGGCUGGUCAAAGAAGGCUGUGAGAUUGGCUUCAUCCCGAGCCCACUUCGAUUGGAGAACAUUCGGAUUCAGCAAGAACAGAAAAGAGGACGUUUUCAUGGAGGGAAAUCAGGUGGAAAUUCUUCUUCAAGCCUUGGAGAAAUGGUUUCAGGGACAUUUAGAGCAACACCCACAUCAACAGCAAAACAGAAGCAAAAAGUGACGGAGCACAUUCCUCCUUACGAUGUGGUACCAUCAAUGCGUCCGGUGGUGUUAGUGGGGCCGUCACUGAAGGGUUAUGAGGUAACAGACAUGAUGCAGAAAGCCCUCUUUGAUUUCCUGAAGCACAGGUUUGAUGGGAGGAUAUCAAUAACCAGAGUGACCGCUGACAUUUCUCUUGCUAAGAGAUCCGUCCUAAAUAAUCCCAGCAAGAGAGCAAUAAUUGAACGUUCAAACACCCGGUCCAGCUUAGCGGAAGUACAGAGUGAAAUUGAACGAAUCUUUGAGUUGGCAAGAUCGUUGCAACUGGUUGUUCUUGAUGCGGACACCAUCAACCACCCAGCACAACUUAUAAAGACUUCCUUAGCACCAAUUAUUGUCCAUGUGAAAGUCUCAUCUCCAAAGGUUUUGCAACGGUUGAUUAAAUCUAGAGGAAAGUCCCAAAGUAAACAUUUAAAUGUGCAACUGGUGGCAGCUGAUAAACUUGCACAAUGUCCCCCAGAAAUGUUCGAUGUCAUCUUGGACGAGAAUCAGCUUGAGGAUGCGUGCGAACAUCUGGGAGAGUACCUCGAGGCAUACUGGCGCGCUACUCACACCACCAGUAGCACCCCUAUGACCCCCCUGCUUGGAAGGAAUCUAGGCUCGACAGCACUCUCACCGUAUCCUACAGCAAUCUCCGGGUUACAGAGUCAGCGUGUGAGGCGCAGCAACCCCUCUACAGAGAACUCUCCUAUUGAAAGACGAAGUUUAAUGACCUCUGAUGAGAAUUAUCACAACGAAAGGGCGCAGAAGAGUAGGAACCGCUUGUCUUCCAGUUCCCAGCACAGCCGAGAUCAUUACCCUCUCGUGGAAGAAGAUUACCCUGACUCAUACCAGGACACUUACAAACCCCAUAGGAACCGAGGCUCACCCGGGGGAUACAGCCAUGACUCCCGACAUAGGCUUUGAGUCGGCAGAAACAAACAAACAAAAAUAUCCAUCAGUUGACAAUUUGCCAUCGCACUGCUAGGAUAAACCAGUCAUCUUAACUUGGCAGGUAGAGCACAGUGUUUACUGUGCUGUGGGCUGCUGUCAUUUGAAGCUAAGUAGGGGGCAAAAACACAAUCAAAUGUGCAUUAUGCCCUUCUGCCUAGAUGGAUAUUAGAUGCCCAAUCAUAGAUAUUUUAAGUGCAACAUUUACAUAGCAGUACCUUUUGUUUUCUUCAUUAGAUUUAAACACAUCGAUUUGUAAUUUAGGGUACUGAUCAAGGCACACAUAAAACAAUUUCCCGUGCUGGAAAUUCCAAAUGACCAGUUCCAGUUGGAACCAAUUUAUAAACCAAUUCCUGUUGGAAUUUGGGUGAAUUGACUAGAAAGUCUACUUGAGCAUGUUACAAUCAAUUGGAAAACCAGAGAAAAAACAAACAACCAACGUAAUUAAUAAGAAAAUCAGAACACCAAUAGAAGCCAAAACCAACUAUGAUAUUUAUUUGUUGGAAUCAAAAUUGACACUUAAAGUUGGAAUGUAUAUUUUAAUAUAUGUUGAUGUUGCCAAGAAUGGCUUUUUCGGACUCAACUAAUGUAUUGAUAGUGCCAAAAAACCCCAAAACAAAGUCAAAUUAAUGCAGCAAUUAUAUAGUUUCCUCAGAUUUUUAUAUUCUUCUUUUUCUCCCGGCACAGUUGUUGCAUUCAAAGUGUUUUGGUUUAGGGUGGGGUAUUUUUGCAUUUUGUGUAGUCACUACUGUUAGUCCGUUUCAAGUUGGCAAUGAAACUCAAAAUUUUUCCAGCAAUCAGAGAAGAGUCGAUGAAAUGUCAGGCUUACCUGGUCUUACGAAGUGGAACAUAGGGUGUUGUUUCCCCACUUUGUCCCUCCGUCUGAGCACAACUACAUACAUCCAGAGAUCUGAAGGCGGGUCGUCGGGGUGUGACACAGACCCUCCUUAGUGCAAAGCUAAGCGACUACAGAAGGGAAGUCACCUAACCCACUUCACCACAAACAUCCGGCCAGCACAAUUGAGCACCUUGCCCUUGCUUCACCCAGCUCUGCCUUCGAAUAUCGGAACGUUCCAGCCCUUCAUGAAUUCUUUGUAAUCGCACCAAGGAUUUUUUUUGUUUUACAUAGACAUGUUCAAUUUUGAUAUUGAAAGCUCUGUUGAUCCAAAAUGAUUCACUGAAAUUUUUAAAACAAAAGGAUCAGAAUUUAAGAGCUAGCAAUAAAAAUGUCAAAACAAAACAGAAACUCCCAGAUUUGGAAAUAUUCUGGUUCACUAAAUUGGAGCAUUUUUAAUGCAGUGCAUUGUAAAGAAUUUGGAGUUGAGUUGCCUUAUAUGUAAUAAGUGCUCCUCUUCACCCAUUCAGUCUUCAUAGUUUGUUCCCCAGUGGCCACAGUUAUGAAAUUGGAUACUUUAUGUCAUAAAUCAAGGAAACCUAGAUUCACGAUGGCCCAAGAAAUUAUUGAAAUUGACCUUUUUAUACAGUCAACAAAUCUCUUUAAGAAAAGAUUCUUGUUUCUAAAACUCCACAAUGCAUGCAUUUUCUAAAAUUCCCAAAACAUGGGCCAUAAAGAUCCUUUUCUACUGGUUCAUGUCAUGAAGCCUAUUUUAUGAGAACAAUAGUUUUAUAUUAUCCAGCCCCCCUUCCCCCAGCCUUUCAAUAAUUAGGCUCUCAAGCAUGCACCAGUGAAAUAAUUCUUCUGAAAGUAAAUGCCAUAUUCUUCAUAAGAGACUCAUAUCUUGAACCAUAUUCAUGACCUCACCACAUGCCCUUUCCUCAUAGUCAUGGCUUGUACCCCAUUUUGAACCUGCUUAGCUGAUAGUGAGGAUGCAAUAAUUAUAAGUCAUCUCAAACAUUUCAUACAAUUAAGAAAUGUGGGCUCAGUACAUGUUGAAAAGUUAACCUGUGAUACUGGCUUGUGAGAGUCUUGUCAUCUCACGAAGCUCACAGAAAUCCCCGUUGAGACGUUUCAUGGAGCUGUAUCCAUUAGGCACUUUAAUAAACAUAUAACCUGCCAUUACUGAACACUUUGUUAGAGCACAGAAAAGCAUUUUCCAGCAAACAAAACUAUUUAUUAUGUGUACAGCACAUAUUUGCAUGAGAGAGAAAACAUUAGCCAAAAACAUUUUUCUAUAUGCUUUACUGGUUUCUUGUUUGUGCGCAUUAAAGUAUUUAAUUGCAAAGAGUGCACCAAGGUGUAUAAAUUUAGACUAGACAGCUGUUCGGCUUUUUUCUGUAGUAGCAUUAGCAAUCUGGUCAUUUAACUACUUUAAGAUAUUUACAUUUUAUGGCAGGUAGCUGCAACAGCAUUUGCAUAUAUUUCCUAGUUAACAAGAUUAUCAUCUUUCAAAGUUAUAAAAAGUCGCUUGUUUUCAAAGGCCUCUCAAAGUCUUUUUUUCGAAGUUUUCCAUGUUAUGCUGAGCAAGAGAUGGAGGCUCAUUCAAUAUCUGUGCAUAAAGCCAAUCUACCACUUAACCAUCAACUCUCCAUACUUAAUUUUGCUUUAUAGUCUUUCUCAAAAGCUAACAGUUUUGGAAAGGGUAUAAUGUAUAUUUUCUGGAGGGAUAGAUUUAAAUUUUCACUCUAAUUUGGCAUAUGCUUUCUUUCCCCUGCCUUUUGAAAUAAGUUUACCUUCUCCAAAUGAGAGAGAGAGCUGCAUCUUCCUUUUCUGUUUAAGUCAGAGUUUCUCGUGUAGCUGGAAAUGAUAGUAAAAUACAGAUAGAUACUAAAUGAAAAAUUUUAUUUUUGCCAAACACACCAUAGCACCUUUGGAAAAAUAUAUAUUCCACAGAUAGUUCUUUUUUAAUUGAUUUUAAAAUAGCAAAUGAUAAGAAGCAGGGAAAACAAAUCUUCAAAUAUUUUAUAACUAUUUUAACUCAUAGCAUAGACCAUAUAUUAUCAUCUUACAAUUUCAGUCAAAUCAUUUGUAAUAAUGUGGACUCAUGAUAAUACAGAAAUGUAAUAAUCAUGGAGCAAAAAGCUGCAGUUUGCUGAUCCCCCAAUGUUAACUCUAAUGAUUAUAAUGUGAUUCCAAUACAAUCAAUAAUGCUGUCUUGUUCACUCCAAUAUGUUAAAAAAAAUCACUUAGAAAUGUUUAUCAAUGACUUGAUGACUCUCUAUUACCUUUUUGCAGUUCUGUUGGAAAGUUGAAACUGUUAACAAAGUAGAUGGAUCUUUCCUAACAAGAAUCUUAAAUAUGUGACUUAUAUAUGUGAUAUGGUUCAUUGCAUUUAAUCCUCAAUGAAAUGCAUUUUUCAAAAUAUCAAAAAAAUUCUGAGAAAAUUAUUUGUUCCCCUUAAGUUGAUAUGUUAUUUAAUUUAAUUGUUAUUGUUGUUUGCAAAUGUAUUUUGGAAUGUUAGCCUCUUCUCAUUCCUGCAUACUUGAACUUGUCUUUCAUGUGGAGGGCCUUAACAUUAAUAUGAGGAGCUAGGGGCAUUGAAAAGGAGAGAGAAGGGAAAUCAUGCCAAAUGGUGGUUUGCAAAUUUAAAGUCUUUAAAUGAACAUAUCACAAAAAGUUGUUGAGACCCAGCUUCUGUCAGUUAAGAAUGUCUCUAGGCAAACUCUUUGAAUGCUAGUGUAUUUUGUUAGUAACACACUUUCAUUUUGUCAUUUUAACAAAUGGAAUAAUGUAUUACCACUACAGAAAGUGCUCUAUGUAUUGGUAUUUGUACUACCUCUUCUCUAGAGAAGACAGUCUGUCUUUAAAGGGAAAAACACUUAACGAUAAAUAAUGAUCGAAUUUUUAAUUUACUAUACUUGCUAACCCUGCUGCAAAGCUAAGGUAUCUUCCCUUUAGAUUUUAAACCGUUUCUAAAAUACUGGUCACCCUUUCCUUUCUUUGUGGCAUUUUCUUUAAAUGAGUUCGCAGUUUAUCAUGAGACAAAGUUCAUUUAAUACAUCAGUCAUCAUAGGGAACAAAAUGAACUGCGAGCGACAUUCCUUUGGUGUGCCACUUGUCAUAAUAUCUGGCUCUAAGUCCAAAAGACAGUGUAUCCAGAGAUGUGCUGUUUACAUGCAGCUGGUUGACAAUUCUAGAUUUGUCGAUUUCUCUUGGGAGCACCUUGAGCAUUUACUGUAAAAUGGAUAUUAUCUUGGUCUCCAGGUCAUUAGAACAGAGUUCAUAUAAAUGUUUCAAAUAAACACACGAGUACCCAUUAUUCUUUUUAUUGUCUGCCUUUGUCCUUCAUAACAAUGCUGCAUGCUGCUUUUGUUUUAUAAAACUCACCCUUGGUUGAUGAUGUGAAUGAAAAUUUUAUAGGAAAUGAUGUAAUAAAGUUUGUUUUGUUAGUUCCUGUACCUUGAAAUAUUGUUAAUACAAAAACUUACUACUCUGCCUGUACUGAUAGGGCCAAGAACAGCCCUCUCCUGAAUGAGCAUUAUGACCAAACCAGUCAAUACAAUAGUUAUCAGGCUGGCAGAAAAAGAAAUCUUUUUUAAACAACUGACAUCAGCAGUCAAGUUUGUCAAAGUAAAAUUGGCUUGUAUGGUCAGAAUUCAAGAAUUACUUUUUAAAGAUUUUUUCUUUGAAUAAAACAGUCUUUCUCAAAUGAAAUAUGCCUUUAGAGGACUUAUCUCUAGGUUCUUGAGGAUGACUUAAUCCCACAUGUUUCAUGUAGUUGAGGGACCGUAGGGGAAGAAUAUGAAAUGUUGUCAAAUUGACUAAGUAAGGGCUGUACCUCCCACUUGUUGGGAAAAAUGUACAAUGUACAAAUGUACAAAUAAAAGCAACAUUUUUAAAAGUGAAAAGCAAUGAGUUUUGAGGGGUCAUAGUCACAUAUGAAAUGUUUCAUCAUUGUUUUGUUUGAUGUAUAUAAAACGUGUGCAGAAAGAUGGUAGAAAAAUGUUACUCGUGAAUAAGAGUGCUUUGGGGAAUACACCGAUAAUUUACUAUUUGAAGAUUCUGAGGGGUUAAAAUGAGACUAUAUAAAAAUCCAAAGUGACCUCUAGUUUUUCACUGCUUUGUAAGUCUUCUUGGUUAUGUUUUGAGCGCUUACAUUUCUCAAUGAAUGAUUAUGUCAAUAUUUUUGUAGGGACCACUCUGCCCUACAUGCAUGCCUCUUUGACCCACUUUUAACUGAAAAAUCAGCGUGAAUUCUGUAUGCAUAAGGGAUGUAUUAGAGAUGCAGGAUCAUUAAUGCUAUAUUAUUGCAUACUAUUUUUCAUAUGCCUUACAAAUAUUUUCUGGGACGUUAUUAAAAUGAAAGCAUUUUAUUGCCAAAAUAAAUCUAUGUUGUCACUUCUAAUCUACAUUAGCAGUAGAAGAAUAAUGUAGCAAAAACAUAUAUUGUACAGUACAAAAUUAUAUAAAUAUAUUUUGCCAAUAAUAUGAAAAUAGACUGAGGAGAAAGAAGCACAUUUGUUAUAGCACAAACUUAACAAUAAAAUCCACUGUUAAAUUUGGCAGUUGUAUUUUUUAAAAGUAUAUAGAUUUAAUUCUAAGUUUUAUCAGAGUUAUUUCAUCUACCAUCUUUUUAACUUGCUGCUUGAUACUUCUCCAGCAAUUUAUUUCACAGCCUUGCAGUUUGUGGAUGUGAUAUAUUUUAUUUUAUUCCCUUCCAUAAAGAAAAAUUUAUUAAAUUUUAUUUUGUGACAAGACUCAUACUAUAUUUACUGUUCUUAUUUCUUCUCCUUCAAUAGCAGCUACGAACAGUAACAGCAGGUGAGCUUAUAAGUAGGGCUUUUCUAAACUGUGGACAUGUUUGAAAUGUUUUAUAUUUUCACAGCCUAAAAUCAGAGUGAUCAAUAAAGCUGAUCAAUGAAAUAGCCUUUAGGGAUUCCGUAAUUUAUACUGAAUAUGAUAUUGCAACAUAAUUUAAAACUUUUAGUCUUUGGCUACUUUUUAUUCCUGAGAGGGUGGUGGGAGGGAAUAAAAAUUAGGCAAACUUGAUACAAAAUAUACUACAAGUAAAUAUGUCAAGAUGAUGUAAAAAAAAAAAAAAAGUCCCUACUAUCCUGAGAGCUGUUUAUAUCUCAGGCUAAAAUGUGGCAAAUAACAAAAAACUUUGCCUUUGUCAAAGAAUUAUUUUCCUUCCUUUAAAUUUUAUUUGUUUUGAUCAUUUGUCUCUUUUAUUUUUCUUAUAUAGGUAUGUGUAGCAUUCUACAAGGCAUGCUGGGUAAAAUAUACUAUGCAAAUGUGUACAGUGCUGCAUGUUUUGUUCUUCUGCUUUAGUGGCUUUAAAAGAAAAAGCGUGUUGUUAUUUUUGUGAACAAAAACAUUUAGCAAAGAAAAUGCAGAGUGCAUGCAUAUAAUAGCCAAAUUUCUAUGGAUUUGUUUUAUGGAAUUUAAAUGUGUACAAACCAAUUGCAUUAAUUUUUUCUUUUAUAUAAUAAAUGGAAAAACCCACUCAAA